AUGAGCAUGAGAUUUCUUUGUUUGAUCGGAGGAGUGUUUGGUGAGGAGAUCAGCCAGCGUGGUGGUGAGACUGGACUGGGUCUUCCUCAGGUGUUGCCUGAUUUGAAGCCCGUGGAUGAUGCUCAGAGGUGGGCUGAUAGAACGAACACGAGUGCUUUGACCAAGGACGUGAAGCCAAGCGUUGUGUACGGAGAAAGGUACUUCCAGACCCGUCAGGCGGAGGUGUGCAACUUCCCUCUGGAGAUUGUUAUAUUGCAGGAUCUUACUGACUCCUUCUCUGACAACAUUGAGCAGAUGAAGAACGUACAACUCCACCAGAUGAUAGACGGGCUAUCUGAGAGUCAUCCCGGCAGCAAGUUCAGCAUGGUUAGCUUUCAGGACAAGGCCAUCUACCCGCUGGGCAACCGAGACGACGCUUGCUGGACGUUCUAUAGCGACUUCUCCACUGACGCCCAGCCGAUAUACGACGCUUACGCCCAGGCCAUCUCUUACGGCGGCGCGGACGCCCCUGAAAACCACUUCGGCGCAAUUCUCGCGGCCAUGGAGUCUAGCAACAUCGGCUGGUCCCCUCUGGGUUCGGAGUACACCAGACUUAUUGUUGUUGUCACUGACGCUGCGCCCCACCAUGCUGACGAUGGUCUAAACCCCGAUCCGGCGACCCUCACACCCUGGAAAGGCGAGUACUCCGACGAUCAGGCGACAGACCUCUGCCUCAAGACCUACUACCCCUCCGCUCAGCAAAUGUACGACCAAAUCGUAGCAAGACAUACCUACAUUGCGGCACUCGUUUUUGACGCCGACUGGGAGAACGGCUGGGCCGCAACCGGCUGGAAGACCUUCAACAGAUUCCUCGUCCAACCCGAAGGCAUGGUCGAACCCGACGCUGAAGACUCCUCUGGCUUCUGGAGCCAACUGUCGAAGAUCAUUGACGUGAUGGAGGCAGUUGAGUGCCCUGAGCCUACCACACCUGCGCCUACCACACCUGCGCCUACCACCGCGCCUGCUCCUGUAACUACUCCGGCACCUACCACCCCGCCUGCUCCUGUAACUACUCCGGCGACUACUACCCCUCCCGUUACACCUGCCCCUAUCACACCCGGCGAGUGUCCCCCGGUGAUGGAGGUUACAGAUGCAGCUUGUGUCCCCGCUCCCGAGAAUUGUUACUGUCAGCCAGAGGUGCUGAUCCAGUUGUUGGAUAAACCUGACACGUUGAACUUGGUUGCCGACGAGAAGACAAUUGUCAGUUUUUAA
This is a messenger RNA of Gregarina niphandrodes, 1251 nucleotides long. Its product is annotated as integrin beta chain. The coding region runs from base 1 to 1251 and encodes 416 amino acids. Lineage: Eukaryota; Apicomplexa; Conoidasida; Eugregarinorida; Gregarinidae. The record is from RefSeq and is a predicted model, not a curated record. The transcript has a single exon.